This is a messenger RNA of Phoenix dactylifera (date palm), 1125 nucleotides long. RefSeq names its product putative 3-beta-hydroxysteroid-Delta(8),Delta(7)-isomerase. Gene Ontology annotation, cellular component: endoplasmic reticulum; membrane. Gene Ontology annotation, molecular function: steroid Delta-isomerase activity; cholestenol delta-isomerase activity; C-8 sterol isomerase activity. Gene Ontology annotation, biological process: sterol biosynthetic process. NCBI's taxonomy places the organism in Eukaryota, Viridiplantae, Streptophyta, Magnoliopsida, Arecales, Arecaceae. The record is from RefSeq and is a predicted model, not a curated record.
CAAGGCAAGAAAUCACGUGAGAUUCGAAUCGGAAGAAACAUAUAGAAAAAAAAUCCGAUCGGGAGUAGGGGAGAAGAUCACCGGAGCGCAUCUUUCCUCCCUUAAAUCCCUCGCUCUCCCCUUUUGACCAUACUCCGUCUAAAGCGCAGCAAAGGAGAAGAGAGGACUUGGCUAUGGCGACGGCGUUCGAGCACCCAUACGUGCCAAAAGAACUUCACCUCCCGGGUUACGUCCCAUGCUUCCUCUCCCAGAAGGACAUCCUCGUUCGCUACCUCGGCACCUCCGUCGUUGGCUUCGCCCUCAUCUGGCUCUCCUCCGGGCGUUUGUCAAAGAUAUCAAAGACUGAUAGGUUGCUUAUGUGCUGGUGGGCGUUUACUGGUCUGACUCACAUUAUCCUUGAGGGCUAUUUUGCUUUCUCCCCAGAGUUUUACAAGGAAAAAACUCCGCACUUUUUGGCUGAAGUCUGGAAGGAAUACAGCAAAGGUGACUCCAGAUAUGCAGCGAGAGAUGCUGGAGUGGUUACUGUUGAAGGAAUCACUGCCGUCAUAGAGGGUCCAACUAGCCUUCUCGCUGUGUACGCUAUUGCAUCAAGAAAACCAUACAGUUACAUUCUUCAAUUUGCAAUAUGUCUUGGCCAGCUUUAUGGAUGUCUGGUUUAUUUCAUAACUGCAUUAUUAGAAGGUGACAACUUCUCAGCAAGCCCGUAUUACUAUUGGGCAUACUACAUUGGAGCAAACAGCUCUUGGGUCGUCAUACCAGCACUCAUUGCGAUCAGGAGCUGGAAGAAGAUCAGUGCAGCAUUUCAAGUCGAGAAGAAGACAAAGACUCCAUGAGGAAGGAUCGACUGCAAGGGAACUGGGGAGCAGAAAAUUCCAAAUUUCCAGCGGAUCACCUCCAUAUCUGUGGUUUUAAUGCUCUUCGUGGAACUGGAUUUCAUCGACUAAACUGUUGCAUUGCUGUGGUGGGAAUUUACUUAUUUGGUGGAUUAAUCAUGCCACAGAAGUUUUGUCGUUCAAAUUUAGCUCAGCAUUGCAUAAGAUUCGAAGCAUGUGACAUUCUUUAAUAGCCAUCUGAUGGUGUAUAUUUUGGGAAUGAAAGUUACUGCAAUACUAUCUCUUGACCGCA